Messenger RNA from Microplitis demolitor, 859 nucleotides. RefSeq lists its product as uncharacterized. Lineage: Eukaryota; Metazoa; Arthropoda; Insecta; Hymenoptera; Braconidae. The transcript has 2 exons. The coding region runs from base 87 to 794 and encodes 235 amino acids. The record is from RefSeq and is a predicted model, not a curated record.
GUGUUGUACGUCGUUGAAAUCACUUGAUUCACUUAUUAAUAUUUUUAUUAAAUUAAUAUUUAUAGUUUUUUAAAAUAAUUUUUACCAUGACUCGAUACUUUAACACUUUAUUGACAACAGUAAUUAUUAAUUUAUUGUUUUUAAAAAAUAUAAGUAACACAAUUAUAAUAAAUAAGUCACAUGAUGAAUGGAAAAAUGUAACAGACACUUAUUUAAGACAAUCAAGUACGAAUAAUUUAAAUAGUACGGCAAUAGUGUCAACGACUAUUGCUACGACGACAGAAAAUAAUGAAAGAGCAUGUAAAUGUGGCGGCGGUUUAUGUUCUUGUUGCUCAAAAUUAUUGUACGACAGAUGGAAACAAAAAGCGUGUGUUGAAGUAACUUAUGAUCCAGACGAGUUCAGUUUUACGGCUAAAAUAAUGUUUAACGACCGCGUAUUGUAUACAAGAAGCGUAUCCGGUAAAAAUCCGCGGCCUAUUUGUGUUCCUUUUCCUCGUAUUCCGCUGGUGAGGGCUUGCGUUAGAUUUUACAAUAUUUAUUUUCAAGGACGUAAUGUACAUAUGUGCGUUAGUAUGGAGGGAAAGUUCGAUGACACGACUCUGGUUAAGGCUGGAUUAGAUUGUAUAAGACUUGGAGCUAAUGGUGUAGCUAUUGUCCGACCAGAAGAUGGUACAGGAUUAGGACAAUUAGAAUUUUUACCUGAUUCACCAGAAGAUAAUGCGCAAGAUUAUAAUAACGACAAUGAAAGUGAUGAAGAUGAUGACGAUGAUGACGACAGCGAUGAAUAUUAUUAAUUAACAAUUAUUUAUUUCAAUUGUACUAGUUAUUGUUAACUUUAAAUAAAAUCCUAUGCCUCUUA